UUUUUCAUUCAUUUCGUGUUGUAAACGUCAGUUCUCAGUCCUCAUUUUCGAACGUUCGCACAUUUUUUCAUUAGACAUACAAUUUUUUUAUUUUUAUCUUUUUAUUUGUUGCAAAUCAUAUCGAAGAAUUUAACUUAAAAGUCCCAAUUCAAUAUUAAUCAAUUUAAAUUGAAUGAAACCGAGACAGUUAAAUACAUAUCAAUUGAGAAUCUGAAUCUGUUUGGUCAGCAAAAAUGCGUUUCGACAUUUGAAGACGACCACGACGACCGACUAUAAAAAAAGUGAAAACCGCACGCAAUUCACAAUUUUUGUUCGACAAAAUUUAUAUAAAUAAACUUUUUGUCGAUCUGUGACUUUUUUUUUCAUCUCAAUCAUUCGAGUGAUUUAUUGCAAGAUUUUUUUUUGUAUCUUUUUUUUUUGGAUUGAUUGAAAAAAAUAAAAAUUAAGAAAAAAAAAGUUACCCAAUAUAAUUAAUUGAACAGCGAUUGAUAAAUAUGGGUAUAUCAACGGAUCCCCCUUUAUUAGAUGUGGAAUUACCAUCAGCACUCAUUGAGUCGCCUUCUGUGUCAACAUUUCUGCCAGAAGAGGAGGCUUCAAUGUGCCCCCUCCUGUCGACAAAUUCUUCCACCCCCUUGGCAUUCUCGCACCCCUUAACGCCAAAUGCCGACAAUGACAGUAAUAAUUCCAAUUUGGGAAUUUGUGAAGAUACUAAGGCCGAAACAAGUUCGUCAUCGGGCAGUAGUUCGGGCAUAGGAAUGGAUGUGACAGAUACUGCUGCAGCUAGUCUUUUUAAUCAUAAUAACUCCUAUCAUCAUCUAAGGAAGAAUAACAAUGAAGUGAUGCAGGACUCCAAUGGAUUAGGAGUUAAAGGACACUUGGUCAUGAAGUCAUCAAACGAUACACCAUCAUUCGUAUCAUGGAAUUGGCCACUAAUACGAAAAUGUACCUUCUUCAUUUUUAUGUCCAGCUUAUUGGCAAUGUGUGCCGUUGUUGUAGCAAUGAUUAUAACUUUGCCCAAAACUUGUAAUCCAAAAACUGCUUGGUAUCGAGGAAGUGUUUUCUAUGAAAUAUUCCCCGCUAGCUAUCAAGAUUCCAACAAUGAUGGACUUGGUGAUCUAAGAGGUAUAACAAAACGAAUAGACUAUCUGUCUGCUCUAGGAGUUGGAGCAGUUCGUUUGAAUUCAAUUUUUACUGCCGAACAUUAUCCCGACGAUUUUAAUAAUGUAACAUCUUUGUUAAACAUCGCAACAGUCAUUGGAAGUACAUCAGAUCUUUUGCAAUUAUCACGAGCACUUCAUGCUAGAAAUAUAUCAUUGAUCCUAGAUUUGCCAAUAUAUCCCUACCUCAAACGUUUGGAAGAAGCUAAUGAAGUUAAUUACACAGCCAAUAGUAAUAUGACUGAAGCAGCACCAAUUGAAACUGAUAAUCUAAUUUCGAUUGCUAUUCAAAAAUGGAUUGGACUCGGGGUCGAUGGAUUCUAUAUCAAGGGAUUGGAAAUGUACACAAAUGAUGAUAAUCUCUUGAAUAAUAUUGCCGAAUGGAAGCAUAUUCUUGGGCCUCAGAGGGCUCUAAUUAUUGAUAACGAAGUUAUUCAAAAACUCAACACCGCUAAGGCGAACAAAAUUCUUUCCCACGUUGAUUUGGUUGAUGUUCAUGUAGACGUUAUGAAUGGAACUCAGCAAACUAUGCAACAAAUUCAAGCUGCUUUGAAGGGUAUUCUAGCUCCCAGAGAAGAUGGACCCUGGAUUCAAUGGUCAAUUGGAGGGGUAAACAAACAACGUGUUUCCCGUCAAAUGAACGGAAACGCAUCACUUGCUGCAACAAUCAUGCAGCUAAUGUUGCCAGGAUCUCCAAAUAUUUUCUAUGGCGAUGAAAUUGCUUUGGAAAAUGUCCAUGAUCCUCAUAAUGAACAUUCGGAAACCAAGCAUUUGCAUCAUCUUUCCACAAUGGAAUGGUCAGAUGCAUUGAAAUUCACUAGCAGGGAAACCCUACCUUGGUUGCCAAAGAGUUCUUCAUUUAAUUUGGAGAAUUUCGAACAAGUUUCACGCAUGAUUCAUUUGCGUGAUCGAUCACCAUCGAUCUAUAAGAAUGUUAUUUGUAAGGCCUCGCAAAAUAUUCCCAACACUCAAGUGCGAAGUAGCCGAGAUGAUAUUAUUGUUGUGGAGAGAAUCUAUCCACGGAGGAAUUCAUUUGUUUCGAUUUCGAAUUUUGGUCAAAAAAUGGUUCAGAUGGACAUGACUUCAAUGUAUUACAGUGGACAUGUUAUGUUGGGAAAUACUCAAAGUGAUAAAAUCUACUUUGGGGAGUUUCAAAUUGGUGGUUUGGAAACCAUUGUUGUUCGACUUGAUAAAUAAAAUUAUUGUUUUGAUAGUUUUUUUUUGCAAA
This is a messenger RNA of Episyrphus balteatus (marmalade hoverfly), 2385 nucleotides long. RefSeq lists its product as uncharacterized. Lineage: Eukaryota; Metazoa; Arthropoda; Insecta; Diptera; Syrphidae. Gene Ontology annotation, biological process: carbohydrate metabolic process. The transcript is spliced from 3 exons. The record is from RefSeq and is a predicted model, not a curated record. Bases 495 to 2354 code for a protein of 619 amino acids.